Molecule: messenger RNA, 788 nt
Organism: Etheostoma spectabile (orangethroat darter)
Lineage: Eukaryota; Metazoa; Chordata; Actinopteri; Perciformes; Percidae
Product: ankyrin repeat and SOCS box protein 13-like
Biological process (GO): intracellular signal transduction; positive regulation of protein catabolic process; protein ubiquitination
Molecular function (GO): protein binding
Source: RefSeq, a predicted model, not a curated record
CUUCUGGAGUACGGGGCCAAUGUGAACCCGUCCCUCACAGCCCUCACCGCCUCGCCCCUCCACGAGGCUGCAUACAAGGUACCUGGUAACGUUGCCGUAGUGAGGCUGAUGAUAGCCAGCGGCGCCAGGCUAGGCUACCACGUCCACUUCGGCCCCGCUCCACGCGCUUGUGCCAAGGGACACGUGGACUGUGUAUCUCAUCUGUCUGCAGGUGCCAGGGUGAACUCGGCGAGGUUCCACGAGGUGGCGCUGCACCACGCCGCCCGGGUGGGGACGGUGGACCUGAUCGAGCUGUUGGUGGAUUUCGGGGCCGAUGUGAACGCCAGAGACACCCUGGACCGGAAGCCCGUGGACUACGCCACCCCCGCGUCCCCCGCCCACACCUGCCUCACGUUUCACGAAGGAAAUACUCUGAGCCUGCAGCAGCUCUGUCGAAUCGCCGUGAGGCUGCGGCUCGGCACCAAAGCCCCGGAGGUCAUAGGUCAGCUGGACACGCCCCGCCGCAUCCACAGCUACCUCCGGUACCGUGAUCCUCCUGCAGGACUACACCGGGACACAUGAUCAGACCCAUCAGGGUCAACGAGAGACCGGGUCUAAUUAAAAAGAACCACUGUGGACAACAUCUGCUCAAUGCAAAUAUAUAUCGGACUCAGGAUUGGAUAGGGCGUCGUCAUUAAUGUCAUUCAUUUAGGUUGUUGAAUAGUAAUAAAGUGUUUAUUAAUGAGCGAUUACAUGAAUCAGGAAAUUAAAGGGACAUUUCACCAUUGGAGGAGAUGACUAUAUCUGGA